AUGGCACGGGACGUCGGGUCCGUGAGUCGCUUUGCGACGCAGCUCUUUGCGUCGCCCGAGCGCAAGCCGAGCACGAACCGGCUCGGGUCGAUCGCCGCCAUGGCCCGAGGUCUACCACCCGGCAAUCAUGGCCUCAAGAAGAAAGUGCAGCCCGUCAACUUUUCCCGCUUUCGUGCACUUGAGAGCCGCGUCGGUGAGUGGCGCAUGGACAGCGCGUUUCGCCAGCACAACGUUUUCAUGCUGGUCAAUGCGAUGUUUGGCCUCGCGCUUGCGAUCGCCGAGCUCGAGCUCUCUUGGAACGACCCGCACAAUGCGCCGCCGCCAGCAUCCCACGAGGCCGUGUCGGAGACGCUCCGCAGCACAAUUCUGAAGGGCAUCAUCUCGCUCUCGACGCUACUUCUGCUCGGACAGCUCGUGCGCCUCCAUCAAAUGCUGUCGCUCGAGAAGAAGCUCGUGUGGGGCGAAGGCCUCAAGAUGCGCUACUGGACGAGCGAGAUGACGCUCCGCGCGCUUCUCGAAGGGCUACUUUUGGCGAUCCACCCUCCGCCGUACACGAGCCUCAAGGUGCUCGAAGCCGGCGCCAUCUUUAUGCUGCUCCGCUUCUACCUCGUCGUCCGCGUCUUGCGCGACCACUCGAUGGUGUACCGCAAGCGCAAGGACAUUGUCGAGCAACACUUUCAAGCGACGCCGGCGCCGCAUUUCAACUGGUGGCUCUCGACGCAGAUCAUGUUUCAGCACGCACCAGGCGCAGCGCUCCUCGCCUUUACGACUUGGUGCAUCGUUGCGUUCGGGCUCGCAACGUACUUUAGCGAGCGCGACGCAAACCCGAAGACGUUUACGCUUGUCAAUUCGACGUGGUAUGUGUACACGGCCUUGCUCACGCUCGAUUUUGAAGAGUACACUGUGUCGACCGACACGGCGCGCGUCAUCACGUGUCUUCUCAUCCUCGCGGGCGUCGUGCUCAAUACGCUCGUGGUUGUCGCGAUUCUGGACAAUAUUUCACUCGAUGCAAAAGGCAAAAUUGCGCUUGCGUUUGUCUAUCGCGCCGAAGCCCACGACGCGAUCCGGGCCGCGGCCGGCUCGUUCAUCGUCACGUGGCUGCGCUGGAAGCGCGCGCAGCGCACGCUCUUGACCGCCGCCGAGUGGCGCAGCCACCUCCUCAAGGUCACGCGCGCGCUCGACACCAUGCGCAUUGCGCGCUACAAGAAAAAGCUCACCGAGCAAGGCCUCGGCGACCCGGUGCUCGACAAGCUACAGAGCCUCGACGCGUGGAUCCUCCAGAUCUGGGCCAAGCUCCACACGGACGGCUUUGACCUAUCACAGCGAGAGGCGUCAUGGAGGCCAGCACCGCGGCUACAAACAUCGCGCAGUCUCGGGACCGUGCGCGUGCCAAUCGCUGCUCGUUCACCGAGCCCCCCGAUCGACGACCGACGACCCAGCGCUGAGGACGCACCGAGUGCGGCGGCGGUCGAGAGCACUGACGUUGUGCGCGUUCGGCUCAGCCAAGAGCGCGUGCAGCGGCAAAAUGAAGAGAUCCUGCGCACACUGCAAGACAUGUUGAGUCGUAGCUAA
This is a messenger RNA of Saprolegnia diclina VS20, 1572 nucleotides long. RefSeq lists its product as hypothetical. Bases 1 to 1572 code for a protein of 523 amino acids. The transcript has 7 exons. The record is from RefSeq and is a predicted model, not a curated record. NCBI's taxonomy places the organism in Eukaryota, Oomycota, Saprolegniomycetes, Saprolegniales, Saprolegniaceae. Gene Ontology annotation, molecular function: calmodulin binding; small conductance calcium-activated potassium channel activity. Gene Ontology annotation, cellular component: plasma membrane. Gene Ontology annotation, biological process: potassium ion transmembrane transport.